Messenger RNA from Cavenderia fasciculata, 2409 nucleotides. RefSeq lists its product as uncharacterized. The transcript is spliced from 4 exons. The record is from RefSeq and is a predicted model, not a curated record. Bases 1 to 2409 code for a protein of 802 amino acids. Lineage: Eukaryota; Evosea; Eumycetozoa; Acytosteliales; Cavenderiaceae. Gene Ontology annotation, molecular function: deoxyribonuclease II activity. Gene Ontology annotation, biological process: DNA metabolic process.
AUGACUAAACACGUUAAUAGUAUUGUAUUAAUACUAUUAACAGUAAUAAUCAUUGUACAGGUAAUAUUAAUCAGUCAUGUUAAUGUGGUAGAUGGUAUCAAAUGUAUUAAAGAUAAAAGAAUAUUUGCAGAUACAGAAGAUGAAGAUGAAGAUAAUCAAGAGGUAGAUUGGUGGCUCAUAUUAAAGAUUCGUGGUACAACAGAUGCCUAUCUCUACUUUGAUUCUGAAAUGAAUGAUAACGAUUUUAAAACUGGAUACUUUUUAAGAAGUUCAAGAAGUGCAUUGGGUGCAACAUUAUUUGAUGUAUCAUCUGUAAACCAUAACUAUAUUGCAUUUAACGAUCAACCAGCCGAGACAAUGGGAGACUCUUUUAAAAUCUUUACCCAUGAAAAAGGAUUGAUUAUAUGGGACAAGGAUAAAGGUGAUAAUGCAGGUGAUGGAGUCUAUAUUAUGCAUACAAUGCCACAAUUCCCAAAUACUUAUUUUAGUCCUGAUGGAACUGUUAGUCACCAGUAUUGGCAAGAUCCAUAUGGUGAAGAUGAGAGGAUAAGUGAUGAUUUUGCCAAGGCAUUCCCUUUUAUGGGCUGGAGAGACCCAUUCUUUCACAAUAAUGUAAUGUCUAGUCAUGAAUUGUAUGGUAGAUGCUAUGCAGGGUACCACAAGACAGAGGCACAACAAAAGGCAUCGGACAAAUACAACUAUGGCGAAUCGCAAAGUGUCAGUGAGGAUACGUCAGAGUCUGAGGAUUCGGCCGACACUUGGAGACACGAACAAGAACGUAAAAAGAAGGCACAAUCCACUUGCAAACUCGAUAUCUCGCCAUUCCUCGUCGAACGGUUUAGCAAGAAGGCUAGUACGCUUAGCUUUUCACAUUUGCUUGGUCGUGAUAUCAACCCAUUUGCCAAGCUGUUGGAUGAAGGUGUUCCGGGUCAGCAUAUCUAUUGCUUGACGCUACCCGAUGCCAACUCCAGGGAUCCAGAGACAUGGACGUGUACCGAUCCACCCGAUGCAGAUCCACCCAGUAACGAAGACUCUGACUUGGAUCCACCAUCAAUGAUACAACUCUUCCUCACCUAUUUGGCACGAGGUACCACCAAUGGACUGUCAGCCACACACAAAAGCGUCGAUGCAGAGACCGAGCCAUUCCUCGCCGUACGACAAGACCAGUACACAGCCGACUAUUACAAAAAGUGUUUCCAGUUGAAUCAAAAGCACUAUUAUUUUGUCGUCACGUCCAAGACCAAGCAUUCAGACAACUCAAUCUCUUCAAAAUUCAGCGAUGUGUGGGCGGUCCUCGAAGAAGACCCUUGCGAUGAAACACAAAUUCAAAACAGACCAUGCAUAAAAGAUGGAGAACAAAUGUAUAUUAGUUGUUGGAGAGGGUCAGGUAGGGUGGAUGAAACCGUCAAUGCUCGACCUGGUAAUCAUUUCAUUAUCCCCACCUUUAAAACGGUGAUUGAAAUCGCCAACAAGAAACAAACCAUUACUUGGGGAUCGACCAACGUAGGUGUGUCUGGCCAAACCAAUACAGAGGACUCGACUGGUGGAUUCACUGAUCAUUCCAAAUAUGGUUAUCUCGUGAAUGAAGGUGAUUAUUGGGAUGUUUGUCUAAGUGGUGGUAAUUUACAUGUUUAUAAAGGUGUUACCCAAUAUACUGGUUCAAAUGCUUUUAUGGUAUGUUUCCAAAGUACAGAGUUGGGAAUUGCAUUUGGAUCUAUAAAUAUAAAUUCAGGGGCCACUGUUGGAAAACAUACACAACUAUGGGAAUAUUCACAAUACUAUGCAGAAUGCACCAAAAAAUUUAAUGCCAAUAUAGCUGUUGCUCAUCAAGCACUUCAACUAGAGGGUAGAAGAGCCGCCGACACUACCUAUUACGAUAAUACGCGACUCAAAGCACAUCCACCAAAAAAAGAAAUGGCUGCCUAUGGAGACCAAGUCAAUCUAUUCAUGCCAAUGACACUACUAAACAUGUUGUUGGAAAGAACCAAUGAAAAAGUAACAAUCAUACAACCAAGUAGUAGUAGUAGCAGCAGUGACGAUGAUAUGGGUGGUGGUGGUAGUGGUAGUGGUAGUAGUAGUAGUGAUGAUGGUGGCGGUAAAAAGAAAAAGAAAGGUGGUGGUAGUAGUAGUAGUAGUAGUGGAAGUGCAAGUGAUGGUGAUAGUGGUAGUGGUAGUAGAGGUCAUAGUGGAAGUGGUAGUGGUAGCAGUCAUAGUGAUAGUGGUAGUGUAAAUGAAGAUAUCGAAAUCGAAAUAACAUCAUCAUCGUCGUCAUAUAGUUCAUCACAAGACUCUCCCAUUGUUUUCCUUCACAGUGCUGGCGGUACUCCUGGAAUCAAAAGAAAACCACCUCUUGUAAAUACACUCAAAAAACAACCUCCAACAAAGAAACAGAAAAAAUCACAUGGUUAA